AUGAAGGAGCAGUCGGCAUUCGGAGAUGACAUUGGCGAAUCCGCAAGCCAGGUUGGCGGCGACGGCGGGCAAGGUGACCAGGCAGACGUGUACAUCAAGAAGCUGAACCUCGAGGUUGCGAUACUGAAGGGGAAGGAUGGGGUUGCGUUUCACCAUGCGGGCCUUCGCGUCAAGUCUUGGACCGCGACACACGACAAGAAGGAGAUGGGUGAGAAGCUCAGUAAGCAUAUGAAGGACUACGCGCUUGCAGCAUCACUCAAGCCGAAUCCAGUGGAACGCCUUACACCCGACCAGCUACAGAAAGCAUACGACAGGGUGAAAACCAGCAUGACGAUCCCCAGCGCCGUCCAGCUGGACAUCUGGGAGCAGGACGCGCUGUCCAGGGGCUCCAAAGUCACAUUCCCAGUGGACGUUCCGCAUUUUUUGUCGCACUGCUGGCCGUGGCCAAUUCGUUGCAACGUCGCCAAAGACUUGGUCCACCCCGACCACGUUGAGUUUGAGCCUCUUGAGCCGCGCCUCAUGCUCGUCAGCGGGGAGUUUUCCACCAAGAUCGAGAAGUUCAGGCUGCACUUCAUCAGGAACGUUUUGGGUGAGUUCAUGACCAAGGGCAGCAACGGCAGGGAGUUCGUACAGAGCACGUGCAAGCACCUGCACGAGUGGGCUGACUCGACCAUGGAGCAAUGCGAGGACCUGGGCGACACGUCUGCCUAUCUCUGCGAGAUCACGACAGUUGCAAACGGGAUCGACACCCUCUUCGACAUGGAGAAGCUCCUCGACGGUGACGCUGGCGAGAAUGCGAUGAACGACCUCAGGGAGCUCAGCGACACGGAACACAACUCCAGCGUGAUCAAGUCGGUGGCCCUCGUAAUCGCAAACGCCGACUACUACCGCGAUAUGCUCACCAACGCCUUGACCAACGCUGCGAAGAUCAACGAUGCUCGGCCCAAGUACGUGGACAUCAACAGCGAGCUUACCACGACCAUGCAGCUUGGCCCUCACGAGCUUGCAUCAGGCCUUGAGGGGACCCUCAAGAUGCUCCCCACCGUCAUCUUCGCAGUUCCAGGCCAUUGCGUCAAGCGGCUGAACGAGAAGACGAUGACCGUUAUAUGCCAGGUUAUCGGUAUAGCCAAGGCCGAGUGUCAGAACGAAGGUGGCCAGGACGUACUUCAGAAAGCGCUGUCAGUAUUGAAGCUUGCUGCCACGUGCUUCCCUAUGGAAACAUCGAUCCCGAAGUGGAAGACAGAGCUCGUCGAGCUGAUCAGCAAGCUGCAGAGCUCGACUACUUCUAAGGCUAUUGCCGAGGGGUUCGGCGGAAUCGAGAACGGCAACGACGCCAUCGCCAAGCUCGAUAAGAUGGAGACGCUCUUGGGAGGUAUUUCAUUGGCGUGUCUGGAUGAGGAGAAGAAGCAGGAGAUAGUGAACUCAUUGAGGUUCCUGUGUGAGGGUGCCCUGUCCUCCUACCCAGCUCAAGAUGUUGAUCGCAUCGGUCGCCUGAUCGAUGAUGUGGUGCAGAGCCUGGGCAUCGACUACGAGACUGUGGAGCAGAAGAUCGCCCACGCUUUGGUAGCUGGGCGCUCUCUUCAUCAGCUAGUGCAGAACGUCAACGCGUUGAUCGACCCCCCUGCAGGGCAGGCACAGCAAGAUGUCGACCCUGCUUCAACGGCCACGCUGCAGUUCCUAGUCCAGCAGCUCACGAGCCUCUCCACGGAGAUCCAGGAUGUGAGGAACGUAGGGGACUUCUUGGCCGCCUUGGAGGCGACUCGCACCGACGCAGUCGAGUGCUUGCGAAGCGUGGGGGGGGCCAAGCUGGAGGAGGCGAACCGUUCUGCCCAGGACAUCAUCGAGAAGCUUCGCCCCUUACAGGGCGGCCUUGAAGGUGCCGAUCACUGGCUUGAAGGCUUGGUGGACAACAAGAGGACCAAGUGGCCCGACUUCUACGAGUACGCCCAGAAGACGAUCAUGCAGGACAAAGGGACAGCUGGUCUCAAGAAAGAGCUCGACGCUGCCAACGCGGUUCUGGGUCGCAUUGCGGAGCUCGAGAAGGCGUUCUGCUUGGACGCCGACGGCGCGGUCAAGCAGGGCCUCCACGAGGUGGUGGUGAAGUGCACCGAGGUGUUUUACACAGGUUUGUUUCUGCAUGCCUUCAAGAAGCCCAAGGAUAAAGUUGCCUUGCGGGCUACGAUUUCGAAGCACAAGGAUGCUUUCAAACAGAUCGAGGGGGUCUCGCUAGGAAACCUUCCCAAAGUUUUGACGGACAGGUGCGAGCAAGCUAUGAAGUUCCAGAUUUCAGUUUGA
Molecule: messenger RNA, 2295 nt
Organism: Prorocentrum cordatum
Lineage: Eukaryota; Dinophyceae; Prorocentrales; Prorocentraceae
Source: the annotation of a GenBank genome assembly